This is a messenger RNA of Coccidioides immitis RS, 1672 nucleotides long. RefSeq lists its product as uncharacterized. NCBI's taxonomy places the organism in Eukaryota, Fungi, Ascomycota, Eurotiomycetes, Onygenales, Onygenaceae. The transcript has 3 exons. The record is from RefSeq and is a predicted model, not a curated record. Bases 70 to 1386 code for a protein of 438 amino acids.
CGAUUAUGACAUGACAUACACCACAAGGGGUUUUUGGAUGCUAUAAGAAGAGUGAUCUAAGCUGUUAUCAUGCUUGCUGCUAGAGAUCAGGAGAAUUUGGUGCAUUCUCACCAGACGGCCGCGGCUGCGAAGCCCCUCAACCAGAACAUCCGAUCAUUCGCGCCAAAGACUCCUGGAAAUAAAGUACCCAAGACGCCAUUCAGGAUCACACUCAACGAUGAAAAUAAUCCCUUGACAUUUGGUGGCUUGGGAAAGCAAUCGGUCGCUGGACCUCGGUUUCAAACGCAGAAGGAAAAUGUUAUACGACGGACUGGAAAAGAUGGGGAAGGGGAGAAGGGUGCUUUCGCUACACCGAUGGGUCCUCGCAACCGCGCCCCCUUGGGAAUGAAAACCACGAAUGCAAAGGCCUUUCAGACGCCAGCUCCACAGCUAGGGACCAACAAGCCUGCAAGAACAGGUAAACGAAGCUCGACCGUCCGCAAAUUGAAGCAGUCUGCACCGAAACAAGGGAAUACUCAGAAAACGUCGAGAAACGUGCAGGAUGAAGAAGUUCCUGACAUUGAGUACAUGCCACCGGCGCCGCAACCGCUUCCUGAUCCUCCCGAGGAUAUCCCCUAUGAUACUAGCUUUCCGCAGUUUAAAGGACGAAAUUUUGCUCGAGGGUGGGCAAGGCUGUAUAAUGACGAGUACGAUAUUGGAGAAGAUGGUCUUACCAAGAAGGAGAGGGAGUGGCGAGAGGAACAAGCAGCAUUCGAUAAACGAUUUGACGACCUCAUUUUGCAGCAGGUGCGAGAGAUGGAGUCGCUGAAUAUCAAGGAGUUCCCUGAUGAACCUUGCAUCGAGGAACUUGAAGCCAAAAGGUUGAAAGGCUUAGAAAAGAAAAAAGCGAAUAAACCCAAUAUUAACAGGCAUGUCUCUACUCUGCAAUCGCGUUCCGCGGCCAAGGCGCUCUCGCGGCUGCCUCGACCAGUUGCCCAUCCAAAGACUAGACCUGCUCCCAAGGCGCGGCCAAGAGUGAUUACGGGUUUGACGUCCAAGAGAAAAUCUACCGUCCCACCGAAUCCCUCCUCCAUGAGACACACAGCUGCUGUCGUCACUUCAAGGACGACCCUUGGCUAUGCUAAAGGACGCGGCGUAUCCUCUGCGUUACGGGGUCGAGCAUCCAAGGAAGAAGUGAAGAAAGUGUCGUCGACAAAGAGCAUUAUUUCCCCGGACAAGUACAUGGAACUCUAUGGGCCGCCACCCUUCGGCACGGAAAUGUGGCUGCGAUGCAAAACAGCCGGCCUCUUUGACACUGAGGACGUGGACCAGGCAAUUCUCGAUGAAAUUCCUCCAUCAUUUUACCAGGAGGAUGAGGAGACGGCCAAUUUCCAACUCACAUUGUAGAGGUCUCCAAGGGACCGAGUAUAGUUAUUCUUUGAAGGGCGUUGCUUGGGAAGGCACUUGUCGAGAUUAGAUCUGGGCUAAGUUGGUUUGGGUUUUGGUAAAUUGGUGUGGUUCCAUCGGCUUCAGAAGGUUUCAGUUUCAGGAUGCAACUUGAGGGUGUUCUGGCGGGACUUGAGACGGUCUUCACAGCGGUUGCGCAUUUGUAUCCACUUCCUCGGGGUUCUAUAGUUUGCUUGAAAUGCGUAAAGUAGAAUCCGAGUGAACAAUUACACAUAUUUAACAUCCA